CGCCAUACGUGUGUACUGCAGCACUCACUCCCUCACCAUGACCGUCCCCUCGUCGUCGUCCUUGCCACGCUACUGCCAUCCAAUCUCAGCGAGUGCAUCAUUGCCAGACUUCACAGGUCAUGUCCUCGUCGUGCCUGUCGUGUCGCAUGCCUGCAUUCCACAGCUGGCGGUAGACCUGCUCAUCAACAGCCCCGAGCUCAAGCUGCAGAGAGUGGCCAGGCUCGAUGCGACUAGAGAUCUGAUUCCUUUCGUAGGAUCCGACGAGGGAGGAAAUGGAGGCCUUACCACGUCGCUGGAAGUCUACUCCGACCCCUCUUCAAAGCUCACUGUCAUUCAGCAAAGGAGUCCGGUCCUCAAGGCGCGCAAAAGGCCCUUCAGCAAGCGCUUCACAUCCUGGGUCCGCUCCCAAGGUUUUGCCCAAGUCCUGAUCCUAUCUAGCGUGGACAAUGCCCUUCGUACAGAGGAGGAGAUGAACUCGCAACAGUCCCUCUUUCGUCACAUAUCUGUCUCGUCGACCUCUUCUUCCUCUACCUCGAGUGCUCUACUAGCGCAACUGAGUGCAUCUGUUCCAGAGCUGGGUCACUUCCCGGGCAAAGAGGGGGAGAAGGAGACGCCCAUCCCUUCUUCCUCGACGGGCAUCACAAGACGCCUGCUAGCCGACCUUACAUCCACAAUACCUUCAGAUGAGACUGCUGCAAAGACACCAACACAACUAGACGUGGGCGUGUUGCUCCUCUUCGCUGCAGAGGGAGACAAUAGGCCCGAUGCGCACUACCUCGCAGGAGCAGUCGCAGAGCUGCUCAGAGGGACAGGGACAGGGACGCAAAGCAAAGGGCAGGCGUCCAGCUUCCGCUUUGCGGAGCCGCCCAGCUGGGCGGGUCUUUUUGGUAACAGCUUCGAUCAGGCUCUCUUCGGCUGAGAGCUGGACCGGAGAGGAGAGAUGUAUAGCUUCGUCUGAACCGCUUUGCAUUGCAAUGCUCACACUUCGAAAUCAAUCUCUGAGGAACGAUAUGAUGCAUGCGAUUAGAUAUGAGGCUAAUAUAUGAUGGUAGUAGAUGGUGAAUGAGAAGCAGUGUGACUAUAAGAUGCAUAUGAGAGUACCAGAGAGAGGAGGGAAGGAGACAUAAAUGCAGUAGGCUAUGUACAGCAUGGAGCUUAUUUGAACGUUACUUGGCAUAUUAGCAUAGUCAGGAAAGGAACGCGAAGAAAGAACUGCACGAGCGUCAUGCAGUGGAGUAGUGAAGAGCGC
This is a messenger RNA of Microstroma glucosiphilum, 1249 nucleotides long. RefSeq lists its product as hypothetical. The transcript has 3 exons. NCBI's taxonomy places the organism in Eukaryota, Fungi, Basidiomycota, Exobasidiomycetes, Microstromatales, Microstromataceae. Bases 38 to 919 code for a protein of 293 amino acids. Gene Ontology annotation, cellular component: nucleus; cytosol. Gene Ontology annotation, biological process: proteasome assembly. The record is from RefSeq and is a predicted model, not a curated record.